UAUUAUGUAAAGCUGUUGUGUAAGGGACAAUGCAAGCAUUGGCAUUUCCCUCUUUGGACCGGUAAGAAUUUGCUGAAACACUCUGAACAAUUUCCAGGAAUAAUGAAGCCCAUCAUCUACCUCUUCUUCCUGAUUGGUCUUCAUGUCCAUUGCCAUCAUCUCCCAGGACAUCACAAUGAUCAGGAGACAGAUGAAAAUCCAGCAGAACAUCAACAUCCACCCUUGGAGGAAGAGCAAGGCAAUAAUAUUGCAAAGUGCCAUAAGAUCGCCCCUAGCAAUACUGACUUUGCAUUCAGAUUAUAUAGGCUAAUCGCUUCUGAUGGGGCUGGAAGAAAUGUGUUUUUUUCUCCGGUGAGCAUGUCCACUGCCAUGGCGAUGCUCAGCCUUGGUGCUAAAUCAGAGACCCUGUCUCAGAUUCAUAAAGGACUUGCUUUUAACUUGUUAGAGAUUGAAGAGAAGGAGAUACACGAAGGCUUCCACCAUCUCAUCCAUAUACUUAACCGGCCAAACAACAAAGCAGUGGUCAACAUAGGGAAUGCCUUGUUCAUAGAAGAAUCCUUAAAACUUCUGCCUAAGUUUUUAGAGGAUGCCAAAACCCUCUACGAAUCUGAAGCCUUCUCUUCCAACUUUCAGAACACUGCAAUUGCUGAAAAACAGAUAAAUGAUUAUGUAAAGAACAAGACCCAUGGGAAAAUAUCCCAAGCAGUUGAUGAUCUGAAUCCAAGUACUGUAAUGGUUCUGCUUAACUACAUCUUCUUUAAAGGAUUCUGGGAACGCCCUUUCAACACUCUAUCAAUCAUGGAAGAAGAUUUUUUUGUAAAUGCCAGCACAACUGUGAAAGUCAAUCUGAUGUACAAAGGGUCCUAUUACAAAUAUCUCCAUGAUGAUGACCUGUUUUGCUCAGUGGUGGAAAUCCCAUACAAAGGAGAUGCUUCAGCGCUCUUCAUUCUUCCAGAUGAAGGGAAAAUGCAGCAAGUGGAGGAUAGAUUGGGAAAAGGACAUCUGUCCAAAUGGGCAAAGACCUUGGAAUACCAAGAAAUAGAGCUGUAUAUUCCAAAAUUUUCAAUGUCUACAUCCUAUGAUGUCACAAGCUUCCUCCAGACAAUGGGUGUGAAAAAUGUCUUUGGUGGCAAUGCUGAUCUGUCUGGAAUUGUUGAAGAAGGCAACCUGGAGGUUUCUAGAGUUAUCCAUAAAGCGGUGGUGGAUGUUCAUGAGAAUGGUACUGAGGCAGCAGCUGUUACUGUGAUAGAGAUUCAGUACAUGUCUUUUCAGAUUCGUCCUCCUCUACCUGUCUUCAAAUGCAACAGACCUUUCCUGUUUCUCAUUUUUGAAAAGAUAACAAACAGCAUCCUCUUCUUUGGGAAAGUCAUGAACCCAAACGAAAAAUGAAUACCAAGCAAACAGACAACCUUUCCGAAAUAUUCUCCCACUGAAUGUAUAUAUGCCUUCCAUUAGAAUGUGUUUCUGCUGAAAACAUCUUAGUUCUCACAGUGCCAUGAUACAUGAGCAAGAUAAUCGUUUGUGUUUGGGUUUAAUUAGGUAGUCCCAACCAUAGCAAACCAGCUGAAGCAAUAGGUGAAUGGCUAGUCAACAUACAGGUAGACUCAAUUGAUUUUGCCUAAAUAACAUUUUUGCAUAAAGUCUUAAAUUUCAUGUAUCCUGAAAUUUGAAAGUUUUAAUAAUCUUAAUUCUAAAUGUAAUUUUGUCUAAACUACAAUUUUUCAUGCAUACACCCAAAAGAGUGCCAUUUUAGACAUUAUUGUCUCCAAUAUACACUUUACUGGUGUAUAAUCUCUAUCAUAUUACUUUCCCUGAAUAUACUUUUAAAAAUAUUUAAAAAGUUAUUAACUCUAGCAGUCAGAGAAGUAUAAAUUGCAGACAGUAGCUGAGUUCAAACUCUCCUGUCAAUGAAAUUCCUGUCAAUGAAAUCUUAAACCACUUCCACGCUGCAAUAUGAUGUUCAAAUGUACUAUCCAUUCAUGCAUUUCUUUUAAAAUGCUAGUGUGGAAAUUAAACUCCUUCAAAUUGUGGUUUUUAUUUUGGAAAGAAUUGGAUGAAAUGCAUAAGCAUAGUAACAGCUCCUUCUGAACUGAUGGAUCUUGACCAAUAGGUUAUACAGAUUGUGACAAAUUGAAGACAAAUAUGUACAAGGAUCAGGAACUUAUAAAAACUGAAGAAAGA
Molecule: messenger RNA, 2181 nt
Organism: Anolis sagrei ordinatus
Lineage: Eukaryota; Metazoa; Chordata; Lepidosauria; Squamata; Anolidae
Source: RefSeq, a predicted model, not a curated record